Molecule: messenger RNA, 1568 nt
Organism: Lindgomyces ingoldianus
Lineage: Eukaryota; Fungi; Ascomycota; Dothideomycetes; Pleosporales; Lindgomycetaceae
Product: alpha-ketoacid dehydrogenase kinase
Exons: 6
Coding region: 30-1415 (461 amino acids)
Biological process (GO): protein phosphorylation; regulation of glucose metabolic process
Cellular component (GO): mitochondrion
Molecular function (GO): pyruvate dehydrogenase (acetyl-transferring) kinase activity
Source: RefSeq, a predicted model, not a curated record
CCUCCUCAGCCCACCCCCCACCCCCAGUCAUGAUCCUGGGCAGGAAGACUCUGUUUGGCACUGUGAGGAGUUCCUCACGCUGCCUUCGAGCUCCUCGUAGAAUUUUUGCUGUCCCGUCCCAUGUGAGAAGUGCGCAUGCCACCGCUGUACCUCCGACUUGGAGACCUUCGUCUGCUCUCGACGAAUGGGUGCAGCGAGAAGCCCGCCCUAUAAGUCUGCGUCGACUGACCUUUUUCGGUCGCACUCUUACCGAGGCUCGACUGAUUGACUCGGCCAACUACUGCAGGCUGGAAUUGCCCACGAGGAUAGCCCACCGGCUGCGCGAUAUUCAGACCCUUCCAUAUGUGGUUGUUGCCAACCCCCACCUCGCCCAUGUCUACGAGCUUUAUUUGCGCGCCUUCGAGCGCUUUCGUCGCAUUCCUGAAAUCCGCUCUUUGGAGGAUAAUGACAAAUACUGCAAAGUUCUAGAAGAGACUCUGAAAGAGCAUGCCACCGUCAUCCCCAGACUGGCCAUUGGCGUGCUUGAAGUGCGGGGUCUUAUGAAGCCUGAGGAAACCGACAAGUUUAUGAACACCAUGUUGAGAUCGCGGAUAUCGCGUCGGGUAAUAGCGGAACAGCACCUGGCACUCACCGAAACUUUCAACUCUCCCUGGCACUUUCCCCACGCGCAACCUGUGCACGACCCCAAUGCGGAAGCAGUAGGUGAGAUCUUCUUGCGGUGCAACGCAAAGGAGAUUGUCGAGCGAUGUGGCAAAACCACCCAAGAGCUGGUCAAACGAGCAUAUGGCUCUCACCUGGCAAUUCCAGAAAUACAAGUCAGAGGCCAUCUAGAUGCUACAUUCCCCUAUAUUCUGAGCCACCUGGAGUACAUCGUGGGAGAACUACUCCGGAACUCAAUCCAGGCUGUUAUCGAGCAAAGGAAAUUCAAAGACGCAGUGCCUCCGCCAAUAGAGGUCCUGAUCUGCGAGACUGCCCAACACGUGAUUAUUAGAAUAUCUGAUCAAGGAGGCGGCAUUCCCACAGAGGUUCUACCACAUCUUUGGAGCUUCAGCAAAGGCCCGCGUCGGGAACGAAGGCUAGAAAAUCUUGCUCGGGUCCCCAGGCUGCUUGGUACCAUGCAAGAACUUCAAAUCCCUGGAGAUCAAUCGCAAGAUGUCCACAAGAAGCAUGGCAAGAAAUCCAAAUACAGUGACUCCAGCCAACAUCACGGAUCCCUGUUUACCCUCACCAGUCGACCACCAGACCUUCGCCUUGGGAUUGGAUUACCCAUGUCAAGGGUAUACUCUGAGUAUUGGGCUGGAAGCCUCGAGAUUCACAGUCUUGAGGGCUUCGGUGUAGAUGCUUUCCUGCAAAUAUCUAAGCUCGGUAACAAGAACGAGCGACUAACUACACGUGCGACUAUGGAUGCCGUCUAAAGCGCACUGACUUUGCCAGACUAGCCUCCUUUCCGAGGUCGCAAGAGCGUCGAGGGCUAUGGAGCAUCAGCGCUGGGCGUAACUGCCAUCAUUGCCGCUUCCAGCGGCAGGCUAUAUCAACCAGCGGCCUGAGUCCACCCGCUGCUGCCCCAU